AUAAAACCUACCUUAAAAUGGGAGCAGUAAGCAGCAUGUUUUACAGUGGGCCUAAUGAUGUAUUGGCCAAUUUUAGUGAGAAAGAAUUUAGGACAUGAGUGGGAACCUUUAAGUAUUAUUUCAAGGAUCGUAUCAGCCAACAAAACUCUGAAAAUAAUGCUAUCAUUAACUAUUCCCUGAAGUUAACCAAUUUCACACACAUGCACGAUACUUUUGAAAUGCUUACAGCAGGAUUCUUGACCCUUUUCCUCUAUAGGAGUCCUGUAGGGACAAGAACAGAGGAUUUAUUCGUCAACUAUUUAGGCAAAUAAAAGGGGUCCUACUAUCUAUAGCUGUGCUGUCUUCGCCUUCAUGAUUUUUGUAUGGAGAAAGAUGGAUAGGUAUCCUAGACUCAACGUCAAUAAAUUAGUAAAUCCUUAUGACCCCAAUGGAGAAAUGAUGCUUCAAAUAAUCAUGAAAUUGUAUCCUCAUAAGGUCAAUCAUAAGUAUGUUGAUGAGAUGAGGUAUAAGUACGGGAUGAAGAUGCAGUCUAAUAUGGGGUAUACUCAGAAGUAUCCAUAUCAAGUGAAUGAGACUAUGCAUGACCAGCUUCAGCAACAAUUUCAGCAGCAGAUGGGUGUGUACCAGAAUCAGCCGAAUGCUACUCAUCACCAGUUAUCUAAUCCUUCUACUGGGAUGGUUCCUCCUGGAGCUCAUGGACAAGGAAUGGCUCAUCCUGGAAUGCAUGGACAAGGAAUGGCUCAUCCUGGAAUGCAUGGACAAGGGAUGAACCCUCAAGGACAGAUGAUCCACCAUCCUCAAAUGCAAAACAUAAAUCCUAAUGUUCCAAUUUAUGGUGGUCAGCCUGCCCAACAGCAUCAAAUAGCUCAAGUAGCUCAAACACCUCAAAAAGAAUCAGGAGUUCAUCAAAACUCUCAACCUAAAAAUACAACUCAAACAUCAUCAAAUAAGACUCCUAAAAAUGCUCAGAGUAAAGAAAAGUCAAAUCAGAGUGCUUUAGAGGAGCUAAAAACUAAAACUCAUGAUUCUCCAUAUCUCUCGCCAAACAAAGCUCUUUCUGGUAACCAUAAUACCCAGUAUUACAUCCCUGAGGAGUCUAAACUAAAUACCUCAAAUCUUGAACAGAAGCAUUCACCUUACCUCAUGAAUGGAGCUACUGGUUUCAGUGGGAGCUACAUGUCAGUCCCUCACCAUAAAGAGCAGGUUCACCAUAUUAACUACAAAGGUGUUUAUAGUAAUAUCUCUAGAGAAGUCAAAAAUGAUAAAUAA
Moneuplotes crassus is the source of this 1269-nucleotide messenger RNA. The record is from the annotation of a GenBank genome assembly. NCBI's taxonomy places the organism in Eukaryota, Ciliophora, Spirotrichea, Euplotida, Euplotidae.